GAAAACAGCUCUGCAGCAGCUCCUCUGAACAGCUGUGGGCAACAUGAUCUCCUCCAAGGUGGCGCCCGGAGAGGAGGAGCAGGGGGAGUCACCGUCCAAGGUGGAGCUCGGAGAGGCGGAGGAGCAGCGGGAGGCACCGUUGGAAGGCCAACUGGAAGCCGUGCCACUUGAUGAGGCGGGCCCUAGCUGGACCACCGGGCCGCCACUGGAGCGCUUGCCACCGCUGGGUCAGGAGGCACCUCCGCCGCGUCGCUGCCACACCAACUGCUUGGAAGCACCGCUGUCGCGGGGCUUCCAACGCUUUGGCGCCACAGUGGGCGCGAACCCCUGGCUGUUUUUGCUCGGGCCUGCACUGCUGACGGCCUCCCUGGGCACCGGUCUCAUUUUCCUACCCAAGGAAAAGGAGAACCUGGAGGAGCAGUACACACCGAUUGGCAGCCCAGCCAAGGCAGAGCGGCGUUUUGUGCAGGGUCAUUUCAGUACCAAUGACACUUACCGCUUCUCUGCCUCCAGGACCAGCUCCGAGACCAACUUUGCAUCCAUCUUGGUGGUGUCCCUCGCCAACUCACUGCUGGAGCCAGAAAUAUUCAAAGAGGUGAGCAAGCUGGACCAGGCGGUGCAGGCGCUGAAAGUUGUCCAGGAAAAUGGAACGCAGAUUCUAUACCAAGAGGUGUGUGCCAAGUACAAGACGCUGUGCGUGCCGCCCAACCCUCUGCUGUUUUCCUGGCAGCAUAACUCGUCGUUGAACCUGUCGGACCUCACCUUCCCUAUCCACAACACGCCCACCCAGCUCAUCUACUUAGCGGGCUUCUUUGGGGGAAAUGUUUUGGGUCAAAUGACUGGAAAAAGUCAACGACUCGUGGAGUCCCGAGCAAUGAGACUACUGUACUACCUCAAGACGGAGGACCCCGAAGACAGUGAACGUAGCCAGGCAUGGCUGACUCACUUUCUUGACCAUUUUAAUGACAUGAAGAGCAGUCUGACCCUGGAAGAGAUAGAGGUGGUCUACUUUUCAUCCCUUUCCAGGCAGCUGGAGUUUGAGGCAACCUCCAAGACCGUGAUCCCCCUGUUUCACUUGGCAUACAUUUUAAUCAUACUCUUUGCAGUUGUAUCAUGCUCCAGGUUGGACUGUAUAAGAAACAAGAUGUGUGUUGCAGUCUUUGGAGUGUUUUCUGUUGCCAUGUCAGUGGUGAGUGGCUUUGGCCUGAUGCUGCACCUUGGGGUCCCAUUUGUGAUCAUAGUUGCAAAUUCACCAUUUCUUAUUCUUGGUGUUGGUGUUGAUGACAUGUUUAUCAUGAUUUCUGCCUGGCAGAAGACCAGCCUCUCAGAGAGCAUAAGAGAACGACUCUCCAAUUCAUAUUCAAAGGUGGCAGUGUCUAUUACAAUCACCACCAUCACCAAUGUCCUUGCUUUCUAUACAGGAAUCACCAGCUCUUUCAGAUCUGUACAGUAUUUUUGCAUCUAUACAGGAACAACCCUGCUCUUUUGCUAUUUUUAUAGUAUCACCUGUUUUGGAGCAGUUAUGGCUCUGGAUGGUAAAAGAGAAGUUGCAUGGUCCCGCUGGCUGGAAAAGCCAGACCAAAAAUAUUCCUCACUUAAAAAGUCCUGCUGUGUCCCAUUCGGUUCAUUGAUAGACAAACAUGGAGAAGAUAACCAUCCAAUGAAUUUGUUCUUUAGAGAUUAUUUUGGUCCUUUUCUUACCACUUCCAAAGCCAAGUUUAUUGUGGUGCUGCUAUACAUUUUCUAUAUCAUAAGCAGUAUAUAUGGGUGCUUCCAAGUGCAAGAAGGGUUAGAUCUUCGGAACCUGGCAAGUGAUGAUUCCUAUAUCACCCCCUACUUCAAUGUAGAGGAAGAUUACUUUUCAGAUUAUGGUCCAAGAGUUAUGGUCAUUGUUACUGAAAGUGUUAACUACUGGGAUAACGACGUAAGACAGAAACUGGACAAAUGUAUGACACAAUUUGAAGAAAAUGAGUAUGUAGAUAAAAAUCUCACAGAGUUUUGGUUGGAGGCAUAUAUGCAAUACAUGAAUAGCAGCGGAAAUAAUCCUAAUGACAAGAAUACCUUUAUGAAUAAUAUUGCAGGCUUUUUACAAUUUUUCCCCAUUUUUACAUAUGAUAUUAAUAUCUCCUCAUCAAAUGAAAUCACUUCUUCCCGAGGCUUUAUCCAGAUUGUAGAUGUUUCAUCCUCAAGCAAUAAGAAAAGAAUGUUAUUAAAGUUACGAAGUAUAGCUGAAAACUGUGAAGUUCCCUUAAUGGUAUAUAACCAAGCAUUCAUAUAUUUUGAUCAGUAUGCUGCAAUAAUAGAAAACACUGUUCGAAAUGUCAUGAUUGCAUCAACAGCUAUGUUCAUUGUUUCCUUAUUGUUAAUUCCUCAUCCAGUGUGUUCCCUGUGGGUCACUUUUGCUAUUGCUUCUGUGAUUGUGGGAGUGACAGGUUUUAUGGCAUUCUGGAAUGUUAAUCUUGAUUCCAUAUCCAUGAUUAAUCUUGUAAUUUGUAUAGGGUUUUCUUUUGAUUUUUCUGCACACAUCUCCUAUGCAUUUGUUUCCAGUACUGAGCCUUCAGUCAACAAAAAGUCUAUUGAGGCAUUAUAUCUGUUAGGUUAUCCAGUGUUGCAAAGUGCAAUUUCAACAAUAAUAGGGGUGUGUGUUUUAUCUGCAGCUAAAGCUUACAUUUUCAGGACAUUUUUUAAGAUUAUGUUUCUUGUUAUGUUUUUUGGGGCUGCCCAUGGCCUGAUUUUUAUUCCUGUAUUCUUAACCUUUUUUUGAAAGUUUGUUUGAAUACACAGUAACAAAUAACCCGAACCAGUUAUACAAUUCCUGAUGGCCUGAAUCCAGUCUGAUUAUAAAAUGCACUAAUUAAGAUUGGUCAGUAGAAAAAGAUAGAAAUGAAAUUAGAAAGGUGAUUAUGGGGUAAGAAGAAGCAGGGGUAGGGGUGAGAGGGAAGGGAGGGUAAUGUAGGAUAUAAACAAGGCACAUUGUAUACAUGUAUGAAAAUGUCUUAGUGAAAACCAUUAACUUGUCCAAUUGGUAUAUGCUAAUAAAAUAGAAUUAAUAUAUUACUGAAAGCACAUAGAAAGUGUUAAAAAUAAAAAUAGCCACUGUCUACUUUAAAGACAUUUCCUUGACUUGGAAGUCCCAUUAAAUUGUUCUUUAACAUAUUCUGAGAAAAAUUAAAACUUCUUUACCAAAUUAA
This is a messenger RNA of Mus musculus (house mouse), 3191 nucleotides long. RefSeq names its product patched domain containing 3 (gene Ptchd3). The coding region runs from base 44 to 2764 and encodes 906 amino acids. Gene Ontology annotation, cellular component: sperm midpiece; membrane; endoplasmic reticulum membrane. Lineage: Eukaryota; Metazoa; Chordata; Mammalia; Rodentia; Muridae. The record is from RefSeq and is marked validated. The transcript is spliced from 4 exons.